This is a messenger RNA of Alternaria incomplexa, 816 nucleotides long. RefSeq lists its product as uncharacterized. The transcript has 4 exons. Bases 1 to 816 code for a protein of 271 amino acids. The record is from RefSeq and is a predicted model, not a curated record. Lineage: Eukaryota; Fungi; Ascomycota; Dothideomycetes; Pleosporales; Pleosporaceae.
AUGGCACCUCCAUGGGUCACAUUCGAUAGUAUUGCGACCUGGGAUGGAGAUUGUGCCAAUGGAGCAGAGCCAGACAUUGCUGGCGUCGGUGUCGUCUUGUCCUUUGUCAUUGCAAGCUUCAUGACCACGUUCGCGUCCAUCCUCGCUAUGCUUCUCGAUCAAGCCUUCGAUACGAAAGGUCACUUCACGCCUCGAGCGCCGCUCACAUACAUCCGUGAGCGCUUCUUGGAGAACGAGUGGAAGAAGCACUAUGCGUGGCGACCGUUUCUAGACCCACUCAUCAUCGGAUUCGGCGAUCAACAACUCAUCACAGGCUAUGCUGUACUUCUGAGCGGAUGGAUCAAAGUGGCUCAAGGCUCUUUCCGAGUGCAAGGUUCCCACUUCGUUCUUAUCCUCUACGUGUGUGCGCUAUCCUCCUCCUCUCACCUCGCCGCUCUGAUAACGCUCCGCAAAUACUUCCGCAAGUACAAGCUCAUUGCGAAAAUACGCCUCACACUCGUCGUAUUCUUCGCUGUUUUCCUACUCACCUCCAUGAUUGCCGCGAUCGCCAUGCCGCCGAUCCUCGUCGAAGGCGACGAUGGCACAUCUAUGAUUCUACUCGCCAUACUGUCCGCCAUCUUGGUGCUCACGCAGAAGUUUGCAAGGCCAGAGGAUCCGGAUAAGUUUUGCGGACUGCAAGAUGACGAAGAGAAUAUCUGGGGGUUUGGCCAGACUUUGAGCGUGGUCAUGCUUCUGUUGCCAGCUAUCACAGCUUUACAGACGUACCUCGAGGCGCGACAGGAUAUCAAGAAGGGCUUUACUAGAACGCACGAUUGA